AUGGGAGAUGAUCUGGAAGAGACAGAGAUGGAGAAGCUGGUGAAGUUGGGAUCGUACGAAGGGAAAGUGAAGUUGUUGAUGGAUGAUGGUGGUGGUGGUGAGUCAAUUUCAGAGUCAGAAUCAGCUGCAGAAGAGACCAUGUUACUGUGGGGAAUUCAACAGCCAACUCUCUCUAAACCCAACGCGUUCGUCGCCCAAUCGUCUCUGAACCUCCACAUUGACGCUUGUGGCCAUUCUCUCAACAUUCUUCAGUCUCCUUCUUCCUUGGGCAAACCGGGAGUAACUGGAUCAGUGAUGUGGGACAGUGGAGUUGUAUUAGGAAAGUUUCUAGAGCAAGCUGUGGACUCAGGAUUGCUUUUUCUUAAAGGAAAGAAGAUCGUGGAGUUGGGUUCUGGUUGUGGUUUAGUUGGCUGCAUUGCAGCUCUUUUGGGUGCUCAAGUUAUCCUCACAGAUUUGCCGGAUAGACUGAGACUACUGAAAAAGAACAUUGAAACCAAUCUGAGUCAUGGAGAUUUGCAGGGCUCUGCCACAGUUAGGGAGCUAACAUGGGGAGAUGACCCUGACCAGGAAUUGAUUCAACCUUUACCUGAUUAUGUGCUAGGGUCAGAUGUGAUCUAUGGUGAAGGAGCAGUGGUGGAUUUAUUGGACACAUUACGGCAACUUUGUGGAACCCAAACAACAAUUUUUUUGGCUGGAGAACUUCGAAAUGAUUCCAUCCUAGAAUACUUUUUAGAAGCUGCAAUGAAGGAUUUUGUGAUUGGGCGUGUCGAUCAAUCACAGUGGCAUCCAGAUUAUUGCAGCUGUCGAGUUGUGAUGUACAUCCUAGUCAAGAAGUAAAAGUUAGAGAAAACACCCAUGUGGGAUCAAACCGGCUACCAGACUGUACAACACACUUUUACAAGAAGCAAAAACGCCGUAGGGCCAAAAGUUGAUUGGCAAGUUCAGAAAUAAUCUCUGGAUAUGACCGUGCUAGUCAAUAGCUAUAAACUCUGGAUGUAUUCAGGCCUAUGACGGCUCAAUACCAACCUUUUGAUGUGUUUACUUUUAUAAAUAGAACUGUGGUUUCAUAAA
This is a messenger RNA of Pistacia vera, 1071 nucleotides long. Its product is annotated as protein N-lysine methyltransferase METTL21A. The transcript has 5 exons. The record is from RefSeq and is a predicted model, not a curated record. The coding region runs from base 1 to 837 and encodes 278 amino acids. NCBI's taxonomy places the organism in Eukaryota, Viridiplantae, Streptophyta, Magnoliopsida, Sapindales, Anacardiaceae.